Vitis vinifera (wine grape) is the source of this 6310-nucleotide messenger RNA. RefSeq lists its product as uncharacterized. The transcript has 4 exons. The record is from RefSeq and is a predicted model, not a curated record. NCBI's taxonomy places the organism in Eukaryota, Viridiplantae, Streptophyta, Magnoliopsida, Vitales, Vitaceae. Gene Ontology annotation, cellular component: nucleus. Bases 818 to 5788 code for a protein of 1656 amino acids. Gene Ontology annotation, molecular function: chromatin binding.
AACUCUAAUCUACAUCACUAGAAAGACAACCCCAUGUGGGUCUGACUAUGGUGUAGUGUAAUCAUAUUCCUACUGAAAUUAUGGUGAGCCACACCCAUCAAAUUGAAAAUUUGAAAAACCCUGGGUGAAGAUUUUCCAUCAAAUGAGUCCCGAACAAUCUGCGGGGUGGUACAAGACAUGGGUGGGGGGGUGUUGAUCGUGGGGCUGUGAUGGAUUCGGGAGGAUCAACGGCUGUGAUAUUAUGUACAAGUUGAAAAAUUGAUGGCAUUGAUUGUGAGGAGGCGUUACGCAAUGCAUUUAAUCGAAACGGCGUCGUUUAGGGAUGACGCAGUUAACGGGUUCCGGAAACGGCGUCGUUUUCCCUUGUCGCUCAUCAGAACCUGCCUUGGCAAAAUUGACCUGCCCCGAACGAUUUGAGCUGCUUAUUUUGCGUAGCAAUAUCAAAUCCCUAUUUUCUCUCAUUCUCUCCUUUUGUCUCUCGUUCCGACGAUUUCGGGAAUUGAAUCGAUUUUUCUGUCCGAAUCUGUGAUCGAGGAUCCAAACCAAUCUAAUUUCCAUAUCGACUCGGCCUUGAAUCGCUUGGGAGGGGUUUACACGUAAGCCCUAAUUGCCGAAUCGCAAUCUUCCAAAUCAAGGGUUUCGAUUUUUUGUGUGGGGUAAUGGAAGAUCCGGUGCCGGAUCUAGGGUUUGAUAAAGUCCCAAUUGCGAGUUUCUAGGGUUUCGUAGCACGAUCAGGAGGUGGAAUUUCACUAGGAUUGAUGGUUCUCGUUAGCGGCACAGGUCGGAUCGAUACUAAAAUCAACGGCGAUGGAGGGCUAUGCAUGGGCGGGAAGGUGAGAAGAGGCAACAGCGCCGGCACAUGUGGCCUGUCCCGCCACACACGGCAGUAGCUUCCGAUUCCGCCGCCCCCUAUUCCUUCUGCAAAGAUGGACGCACGAUUAGUGUCGGUGACUGUGCACUUUUCAAGCCGCCUCAAGAUUCCCCACCUUUCAUUGGAAUAAUUCGAAGAUUGACAGUAGGCAAAGAGGACAAUCCAAAUCCAAAGUUAGGAGUGAAUUGGCUCUACCGACCUGCUGAUAUAAAGCUUGGAAAAGGUAUUUUGCUGGAAGCUGCACCAAACGAAGUCUUUUACUCAUUCCACAAGGAUGAGAUACCUGCUGCAUCGUUACUCCAUCCGUGUAAAGUCGCAUUCCUUCGUAAAGGUGUUGAACUUCCUCCAGGGAUAUCCUCAUUUGUGUGCAGAAGAGUGUAUGAUAUUGAGAACAAGUGUUUAUGGUGGCUAACUGACAAAGAUUACAUUAAUGAACGACAAGAAGAAGUAGAUCAGCUUUUAGACAAGACGCGACUAGAAAUGCAUGGGGUAGUGCAGUCGGGAGGCCGUUCUCCAAAACCUUUGAAUGCUCCGGCAUCAACACAGCCGUUAAAACCUGGUGCAGAUAGUGUACAGAACAGUGCCUCCUCCUUUUCUUCUCAGGGUAAGGGCAAGAAGAGGGGGUGUGAUCAGAGCUCUGAUCCCGCUAAACGGGAGCGCUUAUCUAAAACAGAUGAUGGGGAUUCUGGUCAAUUUAGACCAGAAAACAUGUUAAAAUCUGAGAUUGCCAAAAUAACAGAUAAAGGAGGGCUUGUAGACCUUGAUGGGGUUGACAGAUUAGUGCAACUCAUGCAACCUGACAGUUCUGAAAAGAAAAUAGAUUUGGCGAGCCGAAUAAUGCUUGUUGAUGUAAUAGCAGUCACAGAGAGGGUCGAGUGCCUUGUACGGUUUGUACAGCACAGGGGCUUGCCUGUAUUGGAUGAAUGGCUCCAAGAGGCCCACAAAGGGAAGAUUGGUGAUGGUAGUAGCCCCAAGGAAAACGAUAAAUCUGUUGAGGAAUUUCUCUUGGCUUCACUUCGUGCACUAGACAAGCUGCCUGUGAAUCUCCAUGCGCUACAGACUUGCAAUGUUGGCAAGUCUGUGAAUCAUUUACGCAGUCAUAAAAAUUCUGAAAUUCAGAAGAAAGCUAGGAGUUUAGUUGACACAUGGAAGAGACGAGUUGAAGCUGAAAUGAACAUUGAUGAUGCAAAAUCUGGGUCAAGUCGCAGUGUUUCAUGGCAAACAAAGGCAGUGUCUUCUGAAGUUUCUCAUGCAGGGAACAGGAAAACUGGGGGAUCGUCUGAAGCUGGCAUGAAGAGCUCCAUUGUACAACCACCGGCAUCUAGAACUCCUUCAGUUAAGCUCAGUGGUGGGGAAGCUGUUGGUAAGUUUGCCUCUGCUUCUCCGGGCUCAACUAAAUCGUUGACUGGAUCAGCAGGUAUUAACUCAAAGGAUCCAAAUUCCAAAAUGUUGGUUGGUGGUGGAAGCUCAGAUGUGCCUCUAACUCCAAUCAAGGAGGAGAAAAGCAGCAGUUCUAGUCAGUCUCAGAACAAUAGUCAGUCUUGCUCAAGUGACCAUGCAAAAGCUGUGGGUUCUUCGUGCAGGGAAGAUGCAAGGAGCUCCACUGCGGGGUCAUUGAGUGCAAAUAAGAUAUCAAGCAGUUCUUCUCGGCAUCGAAAAUCAAGCAAUGGUGUUCAUGGCUCAGGAAGUCAAAAGGAAACUGGGUUGGGAAAAUUUGGUUCCUUAAAUAGGAGUUCGACAUCCGAAAAGGUGUCACCAGCUGGAGCAAUGCAUGAAAAAGUGUCCGAUGUUCCCCCUUCUGAUCAUUUAAAUAGUCAGCGAUUGAUUGUCAGGUUGCCAAAUACUGGUCGUAGUCCUGCUCGAAGUGCCAGUGGUGGUUCUUUUGAAGAUUCUGCCAUUACAUUCUCUAGAUCUUCUCCUCCACACCCUGAAAAGCAUGAUCACCAUGACAAGAAAGUAAAGGGAAAAAAUGAUACUUUGCGGGUGAAUAUGGCAUCAAACACAAAUGCAGAAUUAUGCCAGAGUAAAGAUGGAUUGGCUGGGUCUGAUGAAGGUACUGGGUCACCUGCUGCUGUUCUUUGUGAUGAACUGCACAGGGUGAGUGAAGAUGGUGAGAGGCCAAAAGAAGUGUCAAAAACUACUGGUUCAUCAUCAGGGAUUACACCGAAGUCAGGAAAAUCAUAUGAGGCUUCUUUCAGCUCCAUAAAUGCUUUGAUUGAAAGCUGUGCCAAGAUAUCUGAAGCUAGUGCAUCUGCAUCACCUGGGGAUGACAUUGGGAUGAAUCUACUUGCUAGUGUGGCUGCUGGAGAAAUAUCCAAGUCUGACAUUGUCUCUCCAUUGAGUUCUCCUGGGAGGAAUUCCCCUGUACCAGAGGACUCUUGCUCUGGAGAUGAUGCCAAAUUGACUCAGUUGGAUGAAGACAUUGGUCAAACCCAAAAUCAACCUAAUGAUGAGGCGAUUGUUGGUGCUGCUGCUGAGAGGGGCAAUUCCAUUGAUUCUUCACGGUUGAAGAACGGUUUACGACAUUCGUCUGCCCCUGUUGCGACUGACUUUUCUGGAGACAACAGAGCCUGUGAGGAGAAAAUAGGGGAGUGCAGUGCACAGUUGAAUUCUUCGAGUAUGGAGUUGCAACAAAAUACAGAUAGUCAAUGGCUGAUAUCUGAUGGAAAAACCGAUGAAAAAACCGAUGAACACACACAUGAUGCUUCUGUAGCUAUGUCAUCUAUCCAUGCUACAAAAGAGGGUAAUCCAGAGGCUGAAGGUGUUAACCAAUUUCAUGAACAAAGAAGAUCAGGUGCUCACCAGGCAAGAAGCAACUGUAUUUCUGAUUCUAAAUUGAAUAUAAGGAGUCCCUUGCUCGAUGAAGAUAAGAAGGCUGAUUGUGUGGAUGAAAGAACUGCAGAGAACAGUAUGGCAGCAGUAACAGAGGCAACUUCUAAAAGUGUAAAAUUCAAGAAGGAAAGUAAUGAAGAAAUACCUUGCUUAUCAGAAAGGGCAGGGGAGGACAUGGAUUUUGUGGAUAAAGAUUCAGUUAGUGUCAUCUUGUCUGAGCAAAAGCCACCUCUUCUUGGAAAGGUUUGCUCAGAGUCUAUAGCAGGAAAAAGUGAGGAUGCUGUGUUAUCUUCUGCUUCUGGUAAUGUUUUGGGUGUAGAGUCUAAAACUGAGAAGGCUGACAACUUAAAGACUGAGUGUCAUGUUGAGCAGAGUGGGAAACAGAGAACAGACAUGAGUUCAUUUGUCUCUGAGCAGAAUGGUGAAUGUGCUGAGGAGAAAUCAGAAAGAAAACAGGUUGUUGGUCAUCGUUCUGGUGGAUCACUUCCCCAUGAGGAGUCACCCGCAACUGCCAUUCAUGAACCUGAAAGGGGAGUGGAGUCCAGUGAGUGUAAAAAAGAGGGAGUUGAAGUGGAUGGGACAAAAGAGCGACAGACAUCCACUGUGAAUACAUCAUUUUCUGCUGCAGGUUCAGAUAUGGCUGUAAAGUUAGACUUUGAUUUGAAUGAGGGGUUCCCUUCUGAUGAUGGGAGUCAAGGAGAGCUUGUUAAGUCAUCGGUUCCAGGAUAUUCAUCUGCUGUUCAUGUGCCCUGCCCUGUUCCUGUGCCUAUUUCUGCUGUGUCAGGGAGCUUCCCUGCUUCUAUUACUGUGACUGCUGCAGCAAAAGGGUCAUUUGUUCCUCCUGAAAACCUAUUGAGAACUAAGGGUGAGCUUGGAUGGAAAGGAUCAGCUGCUACCAGUGCUUUCCGGCCUGCUGAACCUAGAAAGGUUCUAGAGAUGCCACUCAAUACAACUGAUGUGCCUCUCAUAGAUAAUCCUGCUAGCAAACAAGGUCGCCACCCUUUGGACAUCGACCUGAAUGUGCCAGACCAGAGAGUUUAUGAGGAUGCUGCUUCUGUUAUUGCUGCACCUGUGCCUCGUGACGGUAGCGCUGGAGGACUGGAUCUUGAUUUAAACAGAGUUGAUGAAAGUCCUGAUAUUGGGCUGUUUUCUGUGAGCAAUGGUUGUAGAUCAGAUGCUCCACCAUUGCCUAAUAGGUCAUCAUUAUCUGGUGGGUUUUCCAAUGGUGAAGUGAAUGCAUCUAGGGACUUUGAUUUGAACAAUGGACCAAGUCUUGAUGAUGUGGGCACCGAAACAGCACCUCGUACCCAGCAUGCUAAAAACAGUGUGCCCUUCCUGUCGUCUGUUCCUGGCAUCAGAAUGAACAGUACAGAAUUAGGAAACUUUUCAUCUUGGUUCCCUCAGGGAAGCUCCUAUUCUGCCAUCACAAUCCCAUCAAUGUUGCCAGGUAGAGGAGAGCAGAGUUAUCCAAUUAUUCCUUCUGGUGCUUCAGCUGCUGCAGCUGCUGCUGGGUCACAAAGGAUUAUAGGUCCUACUGGUGGAACUCCUUUUGGUCCUGAAAUUUAUAGGGGUCCAGUUCUAUCUUCUUCUCCUGCUGUGCCCUUUCCACCUGCCCCCCCAUUUCAAUAUCCUGGGUUCCCCUUUGAGACCAAUUUCCCUCUCUCAUCAAAUUCCUUUUCAGGUUGUUCAACAGCAUAUGUAGAUUCCACAUCUGGAGGAUCACUUUGCUUUCCUGCCAUUCCCUCACAGCUGGUUGGACCUGCUGGUGUUGCCCCCCCACUGUACCCUCGGCCCUAUGUAAUGAGCCUUCCAGGCAGUGCAAGUAAUGUUGGUGCUGAAAAUAGGAAAUGGGGAAGUCAGGGUCUAGAUCUUAAUGCAGGUCCUGGAGGUACAGAUACAGAACGGAGGGAUGAGAGGCUGCCUCCAGCUUUGAGGCAGCUUCCUGUUGCUGGUUCACAAGCCCUGGCGGAGGAGCAGCUAAAGAUGUAUCAUCAGGUGGCAGGAGGGGUAUUGAAGAGAAAAGAGCCUGAUGGUGGUUGGGAUGCAGCAGAUAGAUUUGGCUAUAAGCAACCCUCAUGGCAGUAGGAAGAAUUUAUGGCAUAAUGUGGCAAACCUGCUAAGGCCUGCUCUUUCAUGUUGAAUGCCAGUGGACCUGAGAAGUGGUGUCUCUAACCAGACAGCAUGGAAAUGAGUUCAUUGUCCCAAACCACUUCCUCUUCUGCUGUACCGACUCUGACUUUUCAAAACUACUGGGCCUGGGACGAGUUCGCAUGUUUAAUUGAAUCUUUUCUUACAGAAUGGCCUAUAUGCUGAUCAGUUCCCCUGUGUAGAUAUCUAACACUUGAAAAGCAUCUCUGAUGUUCUCCCUAGAAACUAUGAAAUCCGUCCUAUGCAUGGACUCUGUCCAUUCAGGCUAUACGGCUGCAAACUCAAUCCUUUUGAGAAUAAAGGAUUGGAUGUGUGAAACUGAAACUGCCCAGGCUGACGCUGGUUUGUAUCUUCCUUUUAAUUAAAUUUUUUUUUCUCCUUCUCCAGUUGUUACAUAUAUAGUUAUAACUGUAGUUCUGACUACCAAAUUUUGGUAUUUUAUUACAUUUUGUUUGUUGA